Molecule: messenger RNA, 1140 nt
Organism: Blumeria graminis f. sp. triticale
Lineage: Eukaryota; Fungi; Ascomycota; Leotiomycetes; Helotiales; Erysiphaceae
Source: the annotation of a GenBank genome assembly
AUGUCUUACCGUGUUGAAGUUGCCUCAAGUGGACGCGCUGGAUGUCAAUCGACUGAUUGCAAGAAGGCUGGUACAAAAAUUGCUAAAGAUGAGUUACGAAUGGGCACCUGGGUAGAUAUUCCUGACCGCGGAGGAUCAUGGCGGUGGAGGCACUGGGGUUGCGUCACUGGAAAGGUUUUAUUAAACAUUCGUGAAGCCCUUGAUCCAACUGGAUCUGGUAAUUAUGAAUGGGAUUUACUUGAUGGUUAUCAGGGAUCAGAAAAGAAUAGUCUUAAUCACUUUCCGGAUCUCCAAGCUAAAGUACGAAGGGUUAUUUCUCAGGGCUUCAUCGACUACGAGGAUUUCAAUGGUGACCCUGAAAUGAAUCGGCUUGGAAGCACCGGCCUGCGGGCUCCAGCGACCAAGAAAAAAGCCGCUAAAAAUAAAAAGGACAUGAGUCCUGAUAUUACAGCGCUUAAGGAACAGAUAAAUUCUUUGGCAGCUGAGCGCGAAAAGCUUCUCUCUAAAGGACUUUCCCCCUCAAAAAUAGACAUUCAGCUUCAGAUUGUACAUGAAGCAAUCUCAUCCUCGGAUAUGAACGAAUCACUGCAAAAAAAGUCAAAAACUGCAAUCAAACCACCGACAAAGAAGCGGGGCCGCAAGAAAAAAGAUGAAGAUGAAGAUGAGGAUGAAGGCUUAGAUGUAGAGGAAAAUAUCGAAGUUCCAGUGAAAAAAAAGCGGGUUUCGGCGAAAGACAAAAAAAUAUUAGCUGAACAAAAGGUCGAGGAAGCCAAACCACUUGGUAAGAAGUCAAUUAAGCAAGAAGACGAUGAUACGGAAGAAUUGGUCCAUACAACAAAUCAAGAAAUAAAACCUGCGCAAGUUAAGAAAGCACGCACUAAAAGAGCUAUCAAGAAGGAAGUAGGGCCAGAUAACUUGAAUGAAAAACCAGAGAAUUUUGCAACGACUCGAAAUGACCGUGCAAAAAGAGUUAUCAAGAAGGAAGAGGACGAAGAUAUGAUCCAGACUCCCGAGGGAAAUGAUUUAACUACAGGUGGCAAAUUAUCUACCGGAAGAACCGAUGAUAGUGAUUGUGACGAUAAAGUUAGCAAGCCUACAGUUCUCAAGCGAAAAACUACAGCAAGAAAAACGAAGAAGUAA